UGGUUACAAUACUCAGCACAUCAGCAACAUCAGCAGAGUCUUAACAUACACUUUAGGUCUAAAAAACUAAGCUUUGACACUAUGCCAGUCUGUUGAUGAGUCUGUGGAAUACACCUUCAGAGAUUCUUCUACAGUAGGUCUGUAAUACUUCAGUUUAAAGUGGCAAAACCUCCAACAUCACUGACGUAAAGAUGAGGGUUUUACGAGUGAAACAUCAGCGCUACAUUACCGCAUUCCUGAGCUCCACUAUCAUCUUGUUACUUCUGUGCUUUCAAAACUCUCUGUUGGUUUUCAACUAUGGUUCUUAUGGUUUUCUAUCUGAGAGCUCUCCAUGUGCUUGCCAUAUCUGUGUGGCAGACAGAGGAAAUAGUAACUGGUUCAGUGAGCGAUACGACCCCAACGUACCAAUUCUGCUCAACAGCAACAACAGUGUAUUGAGUGCAAAUGUCUCCAGGUGGUGGAAGGAGCUACAAUCAAAUGCCGGCAACUACACAGAGGUGAUGGAUCAGUUGUUUUCUCUCUUCCCUGAUGAAGAGCACUACUCAGAUACCGGUCCAGAUCGCUGCAGAACCUGUGCUGUGGUGGGCAACUCUGGGAACCUGCUGGGAUCCAAUUACGGGCCUCUCAUAGAUUUCCAUGACUUUGUCAUAAGGAUGAAUAAAGGCCAGACAGAAGGUUAUGAGAAGGAUGUAGGGUCAAAGACAACUCACCGGAUUGUGUAUCCCGAGAGUGCCAUGGACUUAGACAACUCCACCCAUCUAGUACUUCUUCCAUUUAAGAUUCUGGACAUUCAGUGGCUCAUCAGUGCCUUCACCACUAGACACAUCACACAAACAUAUGUACAAGUGCCGUCUACAAUCAAAGCAAACAAGGAUAAGGUGAUGAUCCUCCACCCAGAAUUCAUAAGAUAUGUCUAUGAUAACUGGGCAGAAAGGCAUGGCAGAUACCCAUCCACUGGUUUCUUAACACUGAUAUUCGCUCUUCACAUCUGUGAUGAGGUGAAUGUGUUUGGGUUUGGAGCUACGAGUGAUGGAAUCUGGCAUCAUUAUUUUGAUAAAACACUGACUUCAUAUGAGAUUGGCGUUCAUGCUGGAAAAUUUGAAAAUGAAACACUGAAUCGGCUCCAACAGGAAAACAAGAUUUUGAUUCACAUGGGUUGGACAUGAAGCAGAAACACUCUCUAGUGCACAAUAUCACAUUGCAUUGCAGUACUGAAUAUUAUGUUUUCUUGAUUUGUGCAGCAAAGACUUUCAGUUGAGAUUCCUAUUCCUAUUCCUUGAGAUCAACUUGCGGCACCAAAUGAAAUUAUGCCAUGGAUAUAUAAUAAUGAGAAGCUUUAAAUUAACUACUAAUUCUUAUAAUAAUUGUAUAAAUGUAUUAAAUGAAUUAUAAACAAUUAUGUAUAAUGUAAAUAUAAACAUGUAGACACAAAAGUCAAGCAAUUUUGUCUCUAAACAUUAUUUGAACGUAAACUACUUUAAUUUGGAGUGAGCGAUAUGGGGGAGUGGCUUCAUUGCAUUAUAUAAGUGAUAAUUUAUUCACAGCUGAUUGGUCUGGUUUGGGUUUGCGAUCUCUAAACCUGAAUAAAACUUUUUCUGUAGCAGGAUAGCAGAGUAGCCAUGUAGCGUAAGUUAUUAUAGUGGCAAAACCUGCUCCAAAGCAGAGGCAAAAGUGUAAUCCGCAAAACAGUCAAUGGUCAGGGCAGGCAGCAAACAAUCAAACAAAAACAAACACACAAAAAAAAAGCAUGUUAACAGUCCAUGGUCAAAGGCCAAACUAGGAACAUGGAAAGAAACACGGAAACUAGGAAUAAAGCUACAAAUAUUCAAUACUUAGCAAUAUGUGUCUGUGUGAGAGCAAUCUUUAUAGUCCUCCUGACAGGAAGCAUAAGGAGUCUGAGAUUGG
Carassius gibelio (silver crucian carp) is the source of this 1905-nucleotide messenger RNA. Its product is annotated as CMP-N-acetylneuraminate-beta-galactosamide-alpha-2,3-sialyltransferase 1-like. Bases 192 to 1166 code for a protein of 324 amino acids. Gene Ontology annotation, molecular function: beta-galactoside (CMP) alpha-2,3-sialyltransferase activity. The transcript is spliced from 7 exons. The record is from RefSeq and is a predicted model, not a curated record. Lineage: Eukaryota; Metazoa; Chordata; Actinopteri; Cypriniformes; Cyprinidae.